This is a messenger RNA of Xylona heveae TC161, 689 nucleotides long. RefSeq lists its product as hypothetical. The record is from RefSeq and is a predicted model, not a curated record. Bases 207 to 584 code for a protein of 125 amino acids. The transcript has a single exon. Lineage: Eukaryota; Fungi; Ascomycota; Xylonomycetes; Xylonales; Xylonaceae.
UAAAUCAACGAAUAAAUAAAAGAAAAAUCGAAUAAAAUAAAAUUGAAUAAAAAUAGAAAAGACAUGUUUCAUGGACAGUCAUAUUAAUGAACUAUCAAGAUGAGAUUGACUGACGUCCGGUUGCAAGUCAUGCAAGUCACAUUGCGAGUCUCAUUGUAGCGUUCGGAGUCAAGUCACGAGUUACGAAUCACGGCGUAUAGUAUGGUAUGGCAGCAAUGCAGCAUGGAUGUCUUUAUUCUCUCCUUUUCCCUCCCCUUCCCCUUGGUUCAAAAUUUCUUUUUCUCUUCCUUCGUCGUCCAUCUUUCCUCCUACUCUUCUUUUGUCUAGUCAUUUUCCUUCUUCACUUCUUAGUACCUCCGCCUCGCGCACCUCACAUCUCGCAUCUCGCAUCUCUACCUCUGCAGCACCCCGCCCCGUCCCUAUUCUCAGCGGGCCUCUCUCCGGCGUCGACUUCCCUCCCUCCGUAUCCUCCUCUGAACUUCCUCCUCUCACUGGGUCCAAAAACCUCCAACCCGGGCCCGAGAAAAAACCAGAAUAACCUUACAAAAGAAAAAGAAAAUAAAAAAAAUAAAAAAGAAAAGUAAAAAUCCGCAACUAGAUUCUUCGUAGAGUUUUCCUUUCUUCAAGGGUUUAAUGGAUGCAGGAGGUUCAAACUGCUCAUUGGACAAGUGAUACUGACAAAAGAUCAA